GAGGUGAAGGCGCGCAACUUGCGCGGGUGCCUGCGGGCGGAUCCAAGAAAGAAGCGACCCAGGAGCCCGCGGUGGGGUCUGGGGGAUAAGGCGCAGACGGGGGCGAGUGGUCUGCAUAGGACACUAACCGGGCUUCCCGUGGCCGAGAGAGGAUGGACUCAGCGGGGAAAGGUGGCCCGGCCCCUUUGCCAAAACAGUAUAAAGAAAUGAAGAAAUCCGAGAUGAUGCUGAAGCAACCACAUUUGGGGGCACUAUCCGUGGUGCUGAUUCUUUGUCUGGGCCUUCCUGGAAUCACAGUUGCAUGUCCUCACCCGUGUGCCUGCUAUGUUCCCACUGAAGUUCACUGCACAUUUCGGUCCUUAACAGCAGUUCCAACAAAAAUUUCUAAACAUGUGGAACGAAUUAAUCUAGGGUUUAACAGUAUACAGACAAUAUCUGAAAACUCUUUUGCAGGACUUGCAAAGCUAGAACUGCUCAUGCUUCAUGGAAAUGACAUCCAAAAUAUACCAAAUGGUGCCUUAAAGGAUCUGAUAUCACUACAGGUAUUCAAGAUAAGCUACAAUAAACUGCAGGUUAUAACAGGCCAGACUCUACAAGGGCUUUCCAGCCUCAUGAGACUGCACAUGGACCACAACCAAAUUGAAUUCAUCCACCCUAAUGCUUUUAAUGGAUUAACGUCCCUCAGACUUCUCCACUUGGAAGGAAACUUACUCCAACAGCUUCAUCCCCACACAUUUUCUACGUUUUUGGUCCUUGAUUACUUCAGGCUGUCAACAAUCAAACACCUCUAUCUGUCUGAAAAUGCCAUUAGAACACUGCCAAUGGGAAUUUUUCAAAGAAUGCCACUCCUAGAGAACAUUUACCUUCAUGGGAACCCUUGGUCAUGUGACUGCAGGUUGAAAUGGCUGCUCCAAUGGAGCGAGAAAUCUGCAGGUGUCCUCAAGUGUAAAAAAGACAAAGCCUACGAAGAAGGUCAACUUUGCCCAAAGUGUACCUUCCCUAAGCAAUUUCAGAAACAAGAUAUUCAAAAUGUGAAAGAUAUUUCCUGCACAAAGCCUGUUAUACAAUCCCCACUAAAACACAAUAUCACCCUCAGGGAGGAAGAAGAGGAGGAAGAUGAUAGUUCUGAACCUCCCAUGGAAGAAUUUCAGCUAGCUCCAUGGAACAUUACAUUGAACAUGACAGAUGAGCAUGGAAAUGUUGUGAAUCUGAACUGUGAAAUCAAAAAACCAACAGACUCUUCCAAAAUUCAGUGGAACCAUAUCUCUCCUCAGGAAAUUGAGGUCAACAUGACCCUUUCCCUGGAUCUGGAAUGCCUAAUGAGCCGAGACAACUAUGAAAAAUUGUGGAAACUUAUUGCCUAUUACAGUGAAGUGCCUGUCAAAUUAGUACGGGAACAUGUGCUCAGCCAGGAACCCAAGUUAAGUUACCAUUACAGGCAAGGUUCUGAUUAUGAUGCCCUUUACUACACCGGCGUCAAAGGGAGAAUCCUAGCGGAGCCUUCCUGGGUGAUGCAACCUUUAAUACACAUCCAACUGAACAGACGCCAGAGCACCAGCAAGAAAGUUGUGCUCUCUUUCUCUACUCAAGUUUCUCAAACACUUCGGACCCAAGAAAACAGACAGCAGCGAAUCAGCUGGGUCAUGAUAGAACAAGACCAGUAUACAAGGGCAGCUCAGAGUGUAGUAGAGGGUUCCGACACUCAAUUGAGUUGCAACAUAAAAGCAUCAGAAAGCCCUUCCAUCAAUUGGGUGCUUCCGGAUGGAACUAAACUGAAAGCUCCAUACAAAAUGGAAAGCAGCAGGUUUUCUGUCCUCAGCAGUGGUCAGUUAGUCAUCAGAUCAGUGGUCUAUGGUGACACAGGUGUGUACCAUUGUAUUGCUCAAGUGAGAGGUGAUGUAGACACCAUGUCCUACAGAGUUCUGGUGCAAGCUCCAGUCAUUCAGCCAGCUGACUCUGAGAUAACAAAAGUUGAAAAAAAUGUGGGGCAGUCCAUAUUUUUGCCCUGUAGUGCAGUGGCAGUCCCAGAAGCACACCUUAGCUGGAUCCUCCCAAGUAGCCAUGUUCUUCAUGAUUUAUCAAACUCUUCCCAUGGUUAUCUGUUAGACAAUGGUACACUGUUAAUUCCACAUGGCCAUAUCCGGGACAGUGGGUACUACAGAUGUGUGGCCAUCAACCAACAAGGAGCAGACCAGUUUGCUGUUAAAGUAACAGUCAAUAAGAUGGUAUCUGAUAGAUCCUCAAAAAGGGUAAAAUUUAAAAAACACCCUGGUUCUUGGACCUCUGUAAAAGUACAGGGACAGACCAUAGAAGAUGAUGAGGGAUCGGGAGUUGAAGACACUGAUGAUACUCCAAGCAAAAAAGUCCAUUUAAAGAACCACGAAGUGUCCCUUAAACAGAAGAAUGAACAUGUUUCUCAUGUCCAGAUGAAAAAGAAUAAAAAAGGAAAGCGCAAAAUGAAAUUGUGGAAAGGCAUGGAUAGGACUGAAGAAACCAAUGUUGCGGAGGGCCGCAGGGUAUUUGAAUCUCGAAGGAGAAUAAAUAUGGCCAACAAGCAAAUUAAUCCACAGCACUGGGCUAACAUUUUGGCAAAAGUUCGUGGGAAAAAGCUUCCUAGAACAACAGCAGCACCAGUCUCUUCUGUAAGGACUUUGACAGAGAUUCCAUUGGUACAUCUGACUACCAUUGUGCCUCCUCCUGUCGCUAGUCCCCCGCCAAAUAUUGCUAUGGAAAUCAACAGAGAGGAGUCUUCUGCAGACAUAUCACAUUUGGGGGAAGCAGAGCUGUUCACAAUAGCCAUUCCUUCCAGGAGCCACACACAGUAUUAUAAUCCUGAUCAAACACCUUCCACAGCACUGAAUAUUGGGCCUGAGCCUUCAGAAGGGCAUGAACCCUUAAGCGCUAGAGAAAAUCAAUACAGGAAGGAAGUAUCUCUUGCAACAGAUACUUCCAUCUCUCCAACUGAACAGGUCCCAGAUGGGGAAGACAGUCAUCUGAGAACAGACCAGCUGAAACCAACAGAACAGAAAAGCAUGGAUGGUUUUACUCAAAAAUCUUCAAAUGAAGAAGUAACAAGCAUUACUGACAUUCAGAGCAAUAUGGCAGCAGCCAGUAAUGGAGACAGACCCACACAAAGUUCAUUGUUCCCUUUUGAACUAUCAUCGGAAGCUUCAGAUCUUGCAAAAGCUCAUGAGUCCAAAGCCACAGAACCAGAUUUACACCAGGAGAAUACACACAACCUAGGUAACACUGCAAUAAAUUCUGCAUAUUUUCCUGUUAAUGACAAUCUGCAUUUAAAAGCCACUACUCCCUUUUUUGGUUUGGCCUCUCAAAUGACAGAUUAUGUUCUCACAGAGAGGGCCAGCACAAAGCACCAGGAAAUAAGAACUUUCUCAGAGCUAUUCAGGGGUUCUGAAGAUACAAUAUUUGAAAACCCACAUGCUCAAAAAUUAGAAUCCACUGUUACUGUGGAGAAUACCAUUACCCCACUUAAGCAGAAAGACUGGUUAAUGACUGUUGCCACCAGUAACAAGUUAACCACUGUGCCCAUGAUUAGAGCAUCUGAAAGAAAACCAGUUUCCUCUGAGCCACAGAUUAUUCCCCAUCCCUGGAGGCGAACACAUGGCAGAAGGAGAUUCAGGAUCAGAAGACCAAAGCCCACACCCCCUGCAGCCAUUUUCAUAAAGGAAACUCCUUUUAUUCCAACAAGAUCUAAAUCAGAAGCUGCAACCCAAAGUCUGCAAGGUUCCACUUUUAGGGGCCAUCAAAAACCUGAUGCUGAAACACAGCAUUCAACAGAGUAUAAAUCCCGGGAAGCCACUUUCUCAUUAACGACAAGUGUUACUGCUGCGCAGUGGUCCACGAAAGUACAGGAAACAAAAACUGCUUCAGUUUUUCAGUUGUCUACUUUGCUGCCUAAAACUCCUAUAACUCCUUAUAAUACUUUCAAAGAUCAGAAGAGUCACACUGUGAUAUCAACACAAGAUUCCUGGACAACAGCUCCUGACAAGCAGCAUUUAAAUCACAACUCAGAUGAUUUACACACAACAUCUACAGGCAAUGAAUUAAUCAAAGACUAUGAACAUAAUGCUAUCACAGCAAAUAAGGAAGUCACAGAGGCACAUAAAACAAGCACUUCAGUGCCUGUGGAAAGUUCUGCUAACCCAGUGUCAUCUUCUGACUUGAGUUAUGUAAUGCUCCCAAAGUUUGCAGAAAAAUCUGUUCCUAUUGGCUCAUCAGAAAAUAGAGUAGCUCUGUCAAGACCUUCUACAGUAAAAUAUGUGACUACUGUCAACGGCCUAGAGGAAUAUUUUGAGAUUCCUUCAACUGUAGAUGAACCACAGAAUUUUUCAGAAUCUCUAAUAACAACUACAAUUGCAACAUCUUCCCAUCAAAAAGAAACAGUGACUUUGCCACUUUCCUCUGGUAGAGGAGAUCCUCACCUUUUCACACCUACAGAAAUGAAACAAGUGAUCCAUCCUUGGCUAAGUAGAACUCCCACCCUACCAUCUUCAAGGCAUCCAAAGGAAAUGAUCACUCAGUUACAAGAUCGCCAUGAUCAGAGUAUUAUAUACAGAACUGAAAAAAGCUACCCCCCAGUUUUGCCUGUUGUGCCUGCACCUUUGGCCACUGCAUUUCCUCCAUUAAUAUCCAGGACGGUUAAUUCAUCUGAGCAUUUUUUUGGAAAGAAAAAUGACACAUCUGCCCAAAUGGCACAUCCAAAAAACAAAUCAUCCAGUGUUGAUCAUGUGCAAGUCAAACUCAGCUCAAGACAGAAUGAACCUUCCACUUUUCAUUCAAGCAACAUCAGGAUCCUCACACAGCAAAAGCAAGGACAUUUGAAAGAGCCAUAUGGUGGCAGAUCAUACAAUAGCCUCCCACUAAAUCCCAAUAUUCCUAACCAGCCCGUUGAAAGGGUACCCACUUUUAAUCAGCCAUCUGCUUUUGUGCCUCCAAAACGUAUUCCUAUGAGGGGGACAGCAAAACCUCCGUAUCUGAUUGCGCCAGGCCUCUUUCAACAUUUUGUGACUCAUCAGAUCCCCCUUCACUAUACCAAUAAGCCAGAGAUAACAGCAUAUGCGGCACAUACCACACAGGAGAGGAAAAACUCUUCUCAGAUAGAGACCUUCUUCCCUACCACAACAUCCGCUCCAUUAUACAAAUUGCACACUCCAAGCAGAUUUGGCAACCAGGGUGAAACCCGAUACAAUGUUCACUCCAGAGUUUUUGUCAAUAACUAUCUUCCUGAGGUCAGAGACAAGCCUGGAAGAACAACAAAUCAGGCUGUACCAUAUUUUCCCAAUUCCAGAAUCCCAUUCCUCAUUAACAGAACUAGAGUAUUCCAAAACUUGGGAAUAAAUUCUAAGCCUGUGGUGCCUCAUCUGCGUGGCCCAGUGCGCACUCCUGAGAAGAACUUUCUCUCUCUUGCUACUCCUCUAAAAGUCACCACAGUGCCAAGGCCUCCUGUGUCCUCAGUUACUGAACCACCAACUGUGGCUACAACAUCUGUGUUCCUCGCUCCAAGUAUUAAACCACAGGAGGUGUCAACCACGCAAACCUCCAGAAGCAACUAUAAUCAUAAUAGUAAUUAUAAUCAUCCAAAUGUACUAUUGAUGCCUAAAUUGGGAGGAGUCAAGGCUCUGAACUCCAGCCUUAUCCAGCCUUCUACACCUUUCAGAAGCCAAGGGGAAAGGCCUAAGAUUAUAACCAAAAAGACUAACAGUUUAUCCACCCUCGCUGAAUCAGAUGUUGUUAUCCCAUGCGAUGCCACAGGAGAACCUAAGCCUUUCCUUUCAUGGACAAAAAUCUCCACAGGAGCUCUGAUGACAGCCAGUACCCGGAUACAACGUUUUGAAGUCUUGAAAAAUGGCACGUUCAUAAUUCGCAAUGUUCAGCUUCAGGACCGUGGACAGUAUUUGUGCACUGCUCAGAACCUGCAUGGCGUUGAUAAAAUGAUAGUCUUGUUGACUGUCUUAGCCCAGCAGCCCAAAAUGCUGGGUUCGCGCUUCAGAGACGUGACUGUUUAUUUUGGAGAAAAAGUGACUAUGGAUUGCCAAGCCAGAGGCAUUCCAAGCCCACACAUAUCUUGGAUUUUUCCUGACAGGAAAAUAUUACAGACGGUGAGCAGUACACAGGGAAGAAUCAUGCUGUAUGAAAACCGAACGUUGUCCCUGAAGGACACUAACUUCUCAGACAGGGGCGUUUACAAGUGCAUAGCCAGCAAUGCCGCAGGAGCAGAUAGUCUUGCUGUGAGACUUCAUGUUGCUGCCUUGCCACCUAUUAUCCAGCAGGAGAAAUGGGAAAACAUUUCCCUUACCGUGGGACAGAACAUUAACAUUCACUGCAGUGCCAAAGCAGCCCCUUUGCCUGGCAUCCGCUGGGUGCUUUUUGACGGAACCCAGAUCAGGACUUCCCAGUUUGUUCACGGCAAUCUGUUCGUAUUUCCAAACGGAACUCUUUACAUACGCAACGUCUCACCCAGAGACAGCGGGAGCUACGAAUGCAUUGCAGCCAACAUGGUUGGUGCCGCCAGAAGAACGGUGUGGCUGCAGGUCCAAAAGCAGUCCACAAAUGCCAAGAUCACUGGGAGCUCUCCUCAGAGAACAGAUGUGACCUAUGGCAGUGCCCUGCGGCUGGACUGCAGUGCAUCCGGUGACCCCUGGCCACGGAUACUCUGGAGGCUUCCUUCAAAAAGGAUGGUGGAUUCUCUGAACAGCGUGGACAGCAGAAUCAAGGUAUUUGGCAAUGGGACUUUGGUUGUCCAUUCCGUCACCGACAAGGACGCAGGCGACUAUUUGUGUGUGGCCCGCAAUACGAUUGGAGACGACUAUGUGGUUGUCAAAGUAAAUGUGAUGAUGAAACCUGCCAAAAUCGAACAUAAGAGUGAGAACAAUCGCAAAGUGCUAUACGGAGGGGACCUCAAGGUUGACUGUGUAGCCACAGGUCUACCAAACCCUGGGAUCUCCUGGGGUCUUCCAGAUGGAAGCAUGAUCAAUACCUUCAUGCAGUCCGAUGACAGUGGAAACCGAGCAAAAAGAUAUGUAGUAUUUAACAAUGGGACACUGUAUUUCAAUGACGUGGGGCUGAAAGAAGAGGGGGACUACACUUGCUAUGCCGAGAACCAGAUUGGUAAAGACGAAAUGAAAGUGCGGGUGAAGGUAGUGGCCGAACCUGCCACAAUUAGGAACAAAACCUAUACAGUGAUCAACAUCCCCUAUGGAGAUGUGGUGUCUGCAGGGUGUGAAGCCAAAGGGGAGCCCACACCAGAGGUGACUUGGUUCUCUCCAAGCAACAAGCCUAUCCCGCUUCUGUCACAGAAGUAUCGCAUCUACAGAGAUGGAACCCUUCUCAUACAGAAGGCCCAAAGAUCAGAUAGUGGCAACUAUACAUGUGUAGCCCGGAACAGUGCUGGGGAAGACCGCAAGAUUGUCUCAAUCCAUGUCAAUGUUCAGCCUCCCAAAAUCAAUGGGCAUCCCAACACCAUCGCCUCAGCAAGAGAAACGGCUCUAAGAGACAGUCGGAAGCUAAUUGACUGUAAAGCAGAAGGCAUCCCUUCUCCACGUGUCAUGUGGGCUUUUCCAGAAGGUGUCAUCCUGCCUGCCCCCUAUUAUGGGAACAGAAUUACUGUGCACCGUAAUGGGACCCUGGAUAUCCGCAGCGUGAGGCAUUCAGACUCAGUGCAGUUGGUGUGCAUUGGUAGGAAUGAAGGAGGAGAGGCCAGGUUGAUUGUGCAGCUUCAGGUUACAGAUCAGGUGGAAAAGCCCACUUUCAGGGACCCUGUCACUGAAAGGAUCACAGCUGCAGCAGGACACAGCAUCAAUUUGAACUGCUCGGUCCAUGGGAUCCCUCAGCCCACCACAACCUGGAUCCUUCCUAAUGGCACCGAACUGCAAAAGAGCAGCCACAUGCAGAGAUUUUACCACAAGAGGGACAGCAUCCUACACAUCAGUGCCCUCUCUCCUGUGGAUGCUGGGACUUAUCGCUGCAUAGCCCGCAACUCACAUGGUUAUGCUGAGCGGGUGGUCUUCCUCAAAGUGGGGCAGAAACCAGAAAUCAGCAAUCAGUAUAACAACCUGGUGAGCAUCAUCAAUGGGGAGACCCUCCAGCUUCACUGCGUCACCCAGCCUAACCAACGGGCUCGCAUUACUUGGACCCUGCCCAAUGGCAUGGUGUUAGAUGGUCCCCAAACCCAUGGACGGCUCUCCCUGUCAGAGAAUGGCUCUCUCACUAUACGGGAGACCUCUGUUUUUGACAGAGGGACUUACCUGUGCAAGGCAGUGACUGAGUACGGCUCUUCCCUUAUGAACGUCCCAGUUAUUGUGAUAGCUUACCCACCCCGGAUCACAAGUGAACCAGCACCAGUCAUUUAUAUACGGCCAGGCAACACAGUGAGGCUGAGCUGUAUGGCCAUUGGGAUCCCAAAAGCAGAAAUAACAUGGGAGCUCCCAGACAAAUCUCAUCUGACAACAGGAGCUCAAUCCCGGCUGUACGGGAACAAAUUCCUUCACCCUCAGGGCUCAUUAAUCAUCCAGCAGGUUACACAAAGGGAUGCAGGCUUCUACAAAUGCACUGCUAAAAAUAUACUAGGCAGCGAUUCAAAAGCAACCUACAUACACAUAUUCUGAAGUUCAAGCAAAUACCUUCGAAUACACACAAAUGUCCAAAGUCCCUGCCAAGUGAGCACAGCUAGGAAAAUACAGUUGUUCAAGGAAACCAGUUGUACUAAGAAGAGAACAGGAUGGUUGUGUGAGAAGUAGAGGAGUGCAUAGCUUUACCUUUGUGAAAUGCCAAAAUGCUAUCCAAGAAGAUAACACUGUUGAAAAGACCCCUGAACUGAUUCUGUAAAGAAACAGAGCCAAGUUCUCAAAGGAGUUCAUUGUCUGAAUAGCAUUUUGGUAUUUGUUUUGCCUAAGGACCCAAGAGUACAUCUGCUGUGUGCACCAGUGUUAGAAUUCUUUGAUCUCACGUUACAUGCCAUGGCUUCAUCCUGUGGAACCUUGGGACUUCAAAGUUUGGUGUCGUACUUAGAAUUCUCUGUGCCAGCCAUGAUAAUCAAAAUGGGAUCUAUAACUGUGUUAUGUAGAUACUGUAUGGUGCUGCAGGGGAGGGAAGCAGGGUCCAGCAAAAUCUCAGACCAAGUUGGUUUCAAAUGUUACUUUUGAAAUGUGACUUUGAGAGGUGGUUUUACGAACAAUCAAUCAAACAAAUUAGUCCAGGCAAAGUCCAGCCUUUUAUUUCCCUGUCUCCCUUCCCUUCCAUCAACAUUUCUGAUCGAUUUCAGUGGAAGAAUACAGCAAUCAGAGGGACUGAAGUAAUGCUUAACUUUAACAGGAGUGUGCUCUGUUUCACAAAACCCAACAAGCUGAGUUUCCCUUCCCCUGCAGUACAACACUGAGUGCCACUAACAGUUGUGGGAAAUUCAAAACGAUCUUUCAUUAUAGCAGAACUAGGGAACCUGUGGUCUUCCAGAGACUGAUGGGUGUCUCCUGCCAUCAUGCCUCCUUACUGGCCAGACGGAACCGAGCUGAUGAGAACUGAAGUCCCACAAAUCUGGAACACAUUGCAAAGUAGAGUAAGCUACAAGGGAAAUGAGGAGAACUGAAUGCAGGAAUGCCCUCUUCGGUAACAGAGCAGCCUUGUGGGUCUGGACUAAGUCCUCCUGAUCAGUUUAAGGCAGCAAUACAUCAGCCUCACUCCUGGCGUGAUCUGAAAUUCCCAUGGCUUCUGUAACUGGUGAUGGUGGGGGAGGGGAGAGAAAGCAAAUUGAAAUAUAAAAUGCAUAUCGGGUUUGGGGUGUUUUUAUUAUGGUUAUUGCAAGAAAAUUCAGAUUUGGAGACAUUUAAAAAUCCCCCUUGCCCUGUUUUGUUCUACCUGUCAUGUACUGUGCCUACAGGUGGUCCAGACCCAUUAUUUUACACAGCAUGCACUUUCAGGCAAACCAAAGAAAUAUUAAAUUCAACCCAGGAGCAGAUAUUGAGAGAAGUUUCUUUUUUAUCUUGUUUUUUCUGGACAUAAAAGUGGUUCCUGAACCCCUUGCCAUUCUCUGACAAGGCCAGAUCUCUAUAAGAACAUGACAGCUAACUGCUCUGCCCGUACUUCCACCAGUUCUCCAAGAUCAGUUCCUCAAUAAGAAUUCAAAGCAAAGCAAAACGAAUCCUGACUUUAUGCCAGCACGGCCUAGCAAAUCAUUACUGUAGCAAUGGAAAUGCCUCACAACAAGGGCAACCCUGGCUGAUUUCAGUCAUUCUUAUUUUAUAUGUGUGUAUGUGUCUGUGUGUGUGUAUGUGUGUGUGUUUCAGACUAUGAGACUGGAAGAAUAACAGUAACCUGUGUCUCAGUGUAUAAAUUAUUGGUCUUUAAAAGACCCUGAUACUUCUACUGUGUUUUAUAUAUUAUUAAGAUCAGUAUACUGUAUGUUUUAUAAUAAAAACAAAUA
Pogona vitticeps (central bearded dragon) is the source of this 10435-nucleotide messenger RNA. It is a transcript of the gene MXRA5, whose product is annotated as matrix remodeling associated 5. Lineage: Eukaryota; Metazoa; Chordata; Lepidosauria; Squamata; Agamidae. The record is from RefSeq and is a predicted model, not a curated record. Gene Ontology annotation, molecular function: protein binding.